UGGAAGACAGAACGCUGGAAGAAUCUAUGCUGGAGAGGCGCGCUCCUCUGUGAUUCCACGCGUACAGUAUCCAUAUGUCGCAUAUAUGAGGGUUUUUUUUCUCCACCGUGAUUUCCUAUUAUCACUGAUGAACAUUGUGAAUGGACAUGACAUAAACCGGUAACAACUUGGUUUAUCGCCUUUACCGGAGUCUGUGAAAGCAAAAUGUUUAAAGGAAGGCAAGUCAGCUCAACAAAUGAGAUGAUGGCAUCGGUUGGACAAAAUGACCCAUUGCAUUCGAACGUACCCGCAACAAAAAUAGAAGUUACCGUCUCGUGCAGGAAUCUGCUGGACAUAGACACGUUUUCAAAGUCUGAUCCAGUUGUUGUGCUUUAUGUACAGGGUGCUGGGACCAAAGAAUGGCGAGAGUUUGGAAGAACUGAGGUGAUUGACAACACACUGAACCCAGAUUUUGUGAGAAAGUUUGUAGUGGACUACUUCUUUGAGGAAAAACAAAAUCUUCGAUUUGAUGUGUACAGUGUGGACUCCAGACGCUCAAAUUUCUCUAAACAUAAGUCCUUUCUUGGCCAGACAUUUUGCACCCUGGGGGAGAUCAUCGGCUCCAAGGGCGGCCGGGUGGAGAGGACCCUCUCGGGGAUUCCAGGAAAGAAGUGUGGAAUCAUUAUUUUCACAGCUGAAGAACUCAGUAACUGUAGGGAUAUCGCUACCAUGCAGCUCUGUGCCAAUAAGCUGGACAAGAAGGAUUUCUUUGGGAAGUCCGAUCCCUUCCUGGUGUUCUACCGCAGUAAUGAGGAUGGCACGUUCACCAUAAGUCACAAAACAGAGGUGAUAAAGAACACAUUAAAUCCGGUGUGGCAACCCUUCACAAUUCCAGUGCGUGCUCUCUGUAAUGGGGACUAUGACAGGAUAGUCAAAGUGGAUGUUUAUGAUUGGGAUCGAGAUGGGAGCCAUGACUUUAUUGGAGAGUUUACAACCAGCUACAGGGAGUUGUCUCGAGGUCAGAGCCAGUUUAAUGUGUAUGAGGUUUUAAACCCUAAAAAGAAAGGCAAAAAGAGAAAAUACAUCAACUCUGGAACGGUAACACUGUUGUCCUUCAAAGUUGAGUCUGAGUACACAUUUGUGGAUUUUAUUCGGGGCGGGACUCAGCUUAACUUCACAGUGGCCGUAGACUUCACUGCCUCUAAUGGUAACCCAUCCCAGCCCACCUCUCUGCACUACAUGAGCCCCUACCAAAUGAAUGCCUACGCCAUGGCGCUGAAAGCAGUGGGAGAGAUCAUACAGGACUAUGACAGUGACAAGCUCUUCCCUGCUUAUGGCUUCGGAGCCAAGCUGCCCCCGGACGGCAAAAUCUCACACGCUUUUCCUCUGAACAAGAACAGUGAAGAUGCCAACUGUGUGGGUAUAGAGGGGGUUCUAGAGGCUUAUUUCGAGAGCCUUACAACAGCACAGCUGUUUGGACCCACCAAUUUUGCACCAAUCGUCAACCUUGUGGCUCAGAUGGCGGCGAAUGAGACGGAUGGGUCGCAAUAUUUUGUCUUGCUAAUCAUCACAGAUGGGGUUAUAUCAGAUAUGGUCCAGACUAAAGAGGCUGUGGUUAAUGCUGCUAGCUUGCCAAUGUCUAUUAUAAUUGUUGGAGUUGGACCCGCUGAGUUUGAUGCCAUGGAGGAGCUGGAUGGUGAUGAAGUGAGGGUGUCCUCUAGGGGGCGCUAUGCUGAGCGAGACAUUGUUCAGUUUGUGCCGUUCCGGGACUACAUAGACCGGUCAGGGAACCAGGUGCUGAGCAUGGCACGGUUGGCUAAGGACGUUCUGGCAGAGAUUCCAGACCAGCUGCUGUCCUUCAUGAAGAGCAGGGGCAUCGAGCCACGGCCAGCACUCUCUUCCUCUUCCUCCUCCUCCAUACCACCAAUACACCAGCAAGUGUGACGGAGAGGAAGGAGAAGUCACAUAGCUCUGCUGUGCGCCCCACCCCCAACACGGACAUACAGACUCUGUCUCGUCGGAUUUGUGUGUUUCUGACAGUACAUUGUGUCUUGUCAUUGUGUGUUUUUGUUUGAAAUGAACAAGGCAAUGAGAAGAAAUAUAUCUUCUCCUUGUGUAUAUACAUAUAUACCUUCGACACACAUGCAGGCUCUCUCUCUCUCUCUCUCUCUUGCUCUGUCUGUCUGUCUUUCUGUUUUUUUUUUAGUUCUUGUUUCACAUAAGGCAUGACUGCAUACUCAUGCUUUCGUCCAGACUACAGAGGUCUGUAUAGAGAUAUAUGGCUGGGGUAAUGUGAGGUGAGGUAAGAUUCCAUCUCCAUUUCCAUUGCAGCAAAAUGCAAAAGAGACUAAUUCAAUAAACCAGCUAUGCCAAUUUGUAUUCAUCUUGUGCACACAAGCAUUAGCAUUAGCUGUUACAAGUUGUUUUAACCAAUAAGACAACAUGCUUUAGGGGGGAAUGGGGGAAAGCCCAUAAUUCCAUGUCUUCAUUGACAGUACAUAUCAUUAAUUAUGAACUACAUUUUGAAGAAACUCGUUACUGGUUUCUAUGUACUUUCUUUCACCUGUGUGGAUGGCAGUUUGUCAGGCGUGUAAGGAGCGGAGCUGUGCGUACCAGGUCACAUGUUCAUUAGUGCCAGUCACCCACCCACCAGCUCCCUGCCACUCUACCUUCUCCACAGGACGCAGGGAGCGCUGGGCACAGCUCCUCACCCGCUGCUAAAGAAAUGCCAGUCUGUGGUAUCCCCACAGAGAGAGGGAGAGAAAGAGAGACAGAUAUAGAGAGAGAGAGAUAGAGAGAGAGAGAGAGAGAGAGCAAAGGAUAGAGGAGGAGUCAGAGGUAAUGUAAUAUAUCAGUGGGUGUGCAUUGGCUGGAGAGGCUGUGAGGGAGAGUGUUGACAGGCAGAGAGUUUGCAUGCCACCCUGCCAUGACCACUGGCCUGCUACUGCCAUGAGCUUUCCCUGUGUCCGAAACCCUGUGUCAGUGAACAGCAGCCAUGUUGACACAUGUAGCUGUGCUUUUCCACAAUGCUAUUCCAUUUUAAGUGGCCUGUCCAGUGCUAUCCCUGAGCAUUUGUAAGGUUGUCAUGAGAACAACUCCAGAUGCAUUGUGUCCGUUUCCAUAACGAUCCAUAAUAAUCUGCCUAAUGAUGCACAUACCUGGUGUUUUAAGUACUUGUUUAUGCAGAGCAUGAUAAUUGUUAUAUACCAUAAUUUGUUUAUACUCAAGCCCUCGACUUCCAUGUCAUAGUGGUGAGAUCUGGUGUAAAAGUGAACUUAUUAUAAAUGUGGAUGUGGUUCCAGUCUCUUUCACAAAGAACUCAGUGUUCAUCUGUGUAAUUACCUGUCUGUGCUGUUCUGAUCCCCAGUGCUGCCUGUUUUAAGUAGUCAUAGUCUGGCUUGUACUACAGUUUGCAUAAACUGCAAGUUUGACUUUUUUCUAUUUUGUGGGUUGCCAACGUAGGGCAGUGAAAGAAAAUGUUCAUCGAGAAAUAAUGUUUACAGCCUGGAGACACAUGCACUGACCUACUGUGAUUUGAAAAAGGGAAGAAUUCGGAGGAUCUCCUGAUAUACUGUAUUCACACUGUGCAUUCGUAAAAUCCUUCCUUCAUCGCAUCUGUUCUACCAGGAGGACUCAGAAACAAAAUUGAAUUCAACAUGUUUAGUACUACCUAAACGGUGACAUAAACAUUCAUUUAAAAAUGUAAAUGUCUUUGGCAAAAGAUUCAGUCAAGGUUCUAGCAUCUAAUUAUGAAUACAGCAUUAGCUCUAGCCAGUGCAACGUAACGUGUCCAAGUCUAAGAAGGCUAUCCCUGACAGACGGAAGAGGGGUCCAAACUGGUGCUGAAGGGGAAUCUGAGAACAUCAGUACAUUUCAAGAAGCAUAGACAUGGCAGAUGGGCAUCUGUAAAAAUGAAAGAUAUAAUGUAUAGAUUGAAUUAAACAGUAGCAUCACAUACAGGAUGAGGCCCUACCUGGUAGAAUCUUUGCAUAAGCUUCAUUAAUUGAAACAGAAUUACAGAAGUGUUACACCUGGACCAUUGUCUGUGUACAGUGUACAACUUUUUUUUCUUUUCUUUAUGGACUUGAUGUAUGCAAUAUACCCAGUACCGACCGUACAUGUAUCUCAUUACACUGCUGAUUAAAAAAAAGCAAAUG
Messenger RNA from Clupea harengus (Atlantic herring), 4136 nucleotides. Its product is annotated as copine-9-like. Gene Ontology annotation, cellular component: plasma membrane. Gene Ontology annotation, biological process: cellular response to calcium ion. The record is from RefSeq and is a predicted model, not a curated record. NCBI's taxonomy places the organism in Eukaryota, Metazoa, Chordata, Actinopteri, Clupeiformes, Clupeidae. Gene Ontology annotation, molecular function: calcium-dependent phospholipid binding.